This is a messenger RNA of Ornithorhynchus anatinus (platypus), 6845 nucleotides long. RefSeq names its product unc-13 homolog B (gene UNC13B). Bases 160 to 6573 code for a protein of 2137 amino acids. The transcript has 34 exons. Gene Ontology annotation, molecular function: calmodulin binding; phospholipid binding; syntaxin-1 binding. Gene Ontology annotation, biological process: synaptic transmission, glutamatergic; dense core granule priming; neuromuscular junction development. Gene Ontology annotation, cellular component: synaptic vesicle membrane; neuromuscular junction; presynaptic active zone cytoplasmic component. The record is from RefSeq and is a predicted model, not a curated record. NCBI's taxonomy places the organism in Eukaryota, Metazoa, Chordata, Mammalia, Monotremata, Ornithorhynchidae.
CAUCAGCAGAUAAACUGCUUUCUCUCCGUCUCGAAGUGUAAUCUGCCGAGUGGCAAUUGGAGAUUCGGGAGAAGUUUAGCGGCUCCGGUUCUUCGGUGGGAAAGGGGGAAAUCCUAUUUAUAAGCCAGACCAUCGCUGUCAGAGUCCUCGCUGACGCUCAUGAAUCUCUGGAUUUCCAGCUUGGCUCCCGCGGUGCCCGCCAGCUCUCACCGAGUGGAAUUUCUCUCGGGUCUUGCACCGUUCCUCAGCUGCCUGCCGAGAGCGCCUCCGACCUGGCUCUCAGCUGACGGGGAAAGGAAUCCGCCUCACCUUUUGUGUAGAAAGUUCCUUACGUUCCUCCGUCCCGACGCUUUUACAGGAUUGAGUUUUCGGGGAUGGGCUUCUGCCAGAGAGAGCUUUCGGGUUCUGUGGUUUGGUAUUGAUGCGGUUGUGUGUUUUACUGAUCUAAACCUUGAUUUAGGCUAUUAUCUAAUAGCAAGGAAACCUAUUUUGAGACUCUUGGCCCGAAAGCGGUACAAGAAGCAGAAACGCCCCCCAGCCCUGAAGGAGAAAAUGAAGAAGCUGUUACAAGACUUGCCGGAUGAACCCUCGGUGAGCCAAGGGCCGCCCACUCAGCUCUCCCCGGGGGCACCUAGUGGGGAUGUGUUAAUUGGGGACCUCGAGAGCGGGCGGCCGAGUCCCGCAGACCCCGCCGCCCCCGAAGUCGCCUCUCCCCGGGAGAGCAGCCGGGACUCCGGGGAAGGCAAGCCAGCGUGCUGCGGGGAGGUGCGACGGAACUGCGACGGCCGCGACCGGGGGUCUUGCUCCGGGCAGGAGGCUUCGCUGGGUUUGCCGGAGGACUGCCCUGCCAAAGGGCACAUGGGUCCGUCCCCGAUUCCGGGCCAGGCCAAGGACGCCCCUGUGUCUGGCCCCCGGGACCGCUCCGCCCUCAGCGUUGCCCCGGGCUGGAGAGAGAGCCCGGAGCGGUCGGGGCUCUCUUGUCGGAACGGGGACCGGGCCUACGAGGGCAGCGGGCUGAGGCGGCGAGAGCCGGGGGAGGAUGUGGUGGAGUCCAUCAUCAAGGAGCUGCAGGGGAUCAGCCAGAUCCAAACGGAAAUCGCCGAGCUCCGACGGCAUCUGGGCUCCAUCAGAGGCUCGGUGGACGAGGUGUUGAGCUGCGUGGACUCGGUCCUCAGUGAGAUCGAGGGCCUGCAGCUGGCCGGCGGCUCCAAGGCCCAGGAGCCUCCGGUGGCGACGGCCGGGGAGUCCCGCCGGGGGGCUCUCGGCGAGGAAGCCGUCCUGUACUUCUACGGCCUCCCGGAACGGGACGGGGAGAACACGGUGGAUCUCAUUUACCGCUUUCUGGCCGAGCACCAGUGCGUCAACGGCGUCCAGUGCAACAAAUACAUCAAGGACGCCUACCGGUCCAGCCCGACGAGAGGCAAGGCCCCCAGGCCGGCGGUGGUGACGCUCGUGCGGCCCGAGCAGAGAGACUUUAUCCUACAGAGAUCGAUUCUCCUGCAACGGUUAGGGGUCAAGAUCGCCACCCGUGAAGAGCCGUUGGGCUCCUUCCUGCAGCAGAAGCUCCGGGAGCAUCGCCAGUGCUCACGGGGUCUUGACGGCGAUGGAGGGGUUCUCUGCGCGGGCUCGGAGACCGGGGGGCGCCGCGCAGAGACCAUUCAGAUCCGGGACCGGGAGGGAUGUCCGAACCCCCCGAGCCUCACGGAGGAGCUGGGCUUUGCCCCAAAAGGCAGCUGGGUCGAGGGAGGGGCAGCGGUGCCCAAGCCCGGGGAGAGGCCGGGGCAGACGGACCAGUCCGUCGGGGACGGCCGGCGGGGACCGACGCCGCCCUCCGGUGAACCUGCUCCCUCCACUCUGUGCGAGUCCAAGCAAGCUCCCUCGGGGUCGAUCCCGAACGAGGGAAAAUCGGGGGAAUCCCAGGGGUUCCUCGACCGGGCCGGCCGCCAGCCGGCCCCGGAUGGACCAGGAGGCGGAGAGGUCGGCCCCGGCCCCGGAAACGGGACUGCCGCGGGCGUCCCUCCUGCCUGGGACCCGAGGGCCGAGGGAGAGCACGCGGAAGAGAGCGAUUCCCAAGACCGCGGGCCUGGCCUGGAGAUCCUGAGCGUGGACCAGCUCAAUACCCUUCUGGAAGACCGGGACGGUAGGCCGACGGCUUUGAGCCACGACAGCGGGCUAGAUCACGUGACCGUGGCAACGGAGAGUUACGAAGACCUGGUGUCCGUCGACCUGAAGGAGGAGGAGCCGGCUGGGCAGCUCCUUCUCGACGUCUUAGAAGACUCCCCGUAUUUCCUGGAGCCCUUGCAGGGCAAUGUGGACGGAGCGGAUGUAAAGUUCUAUACGAGUAAGCUCGGAAAGGCAAUUCACCAGGUUAGGUCUGUCCUGCAGGGCGUGUUUCAGAGGCUGGAGAGCACCGACCCGCUCAGCCCGGACGACGCCAGCAACUGCCGGACCGACGGCGGCGCCAGGCUGCGAGAGGCCGGCCCCGCGGGGCAGGCCGACAGCAGGACGGGGAGCCCUUCCAGCCAGUGGAGCGAGAGCCUGGUCAGCGAGGCUGCCGACGGCGAAGCGGCCCCCGCCGGGCAGAGAGAGCAGAUGCCCCUUGACCCCGGCGACCCGUCUCCGGCCUCCCGCGGCUCCCCUCUCCCUUGUUCCGGGCCGCGUUCGAAUCCCGCUGUUUGUGCCCGGCCCGCUUGGGACCCGGCCGUCGACGCAGAGCGGUCCAAGGACGACGGGCUGAGCCUGGAACAGGUGUGUGUGGAAACCAUCUACCUCAGCAAGUGCAUCAACAACUUCAAAAGCCUCCUGAGAGAGAAGAGGCUGAUGCAGAAGAGACUCUUACAAGACUCGGCGUCGGAAGCUGAAGAACCGUAUCCAGAGGGCCCCGGAAGAGACCUGCAGGUCCCCGAUGACGGUGACCCAUCGAAGCAGCCGUGGCUCCAGGGCGGGCCGGCCAACGGUCUCUAUGGCAUCGACAGCAUGCCUGAUCUUCGCAAAAGGAAACCACUUCCACUGGUCAGCGACCUGGCGAUGUGCCUGGUCCAGUCGCGAAAGGCUGGCGUCACCUCUGCCAUGGCUACGCGCACUUCUCUCAAGGACGAAGACCUGAAAUCCCACGUGUACAAGAAGACUCUACAAGCCCUGAUCUACCCCAUCUCCUGCACCACACCCCACAACUUCGAAGUGUGGACGGCCACCACCCCCACCUACUGCUACGAGUGCGAGGGACUCCUUUGGGGCAUCGCCCGCCAAGGCAUGCGCUGUUCCGAAUGUGGCGUUAAGUGCCACGAGAAGUGCCAGGACCUGCUCAACGCCGACUGCCUCCAACGAGCGGCAGAGAAGAGCUCUAAGCACGGGGCCGAGGACCGGACCCAGAACAUCAUCAUGGCCAUGAAGGAUCGCAUGAAGAUCCGGGAGCGGAAUAAGCCAGAGAUCUUCGACGUGAUCCGUGACGUAUUCACCGUGGGCAAGGUGGCCCACGCCCAGCAGAUGAAGACGGUGAAGCAGAGUGUGCUAGAUGGUACCUCCAAAUGGUCAGCAAAGAUCACCAUCACGGUGGUAUGUGCUCAAGGCCUGCAGGCCAAAGACAAAACCGGCUCCAGCGACCCAUACGUCACCGUCCAAGUCGGAAAAACCAAGAAAAGGACAAAGACCAUUUUUGGAAACCUGAAUCCAGUUUGGGAAGAGAAGUUUCAUUUCGAGUGCCAUAACUCCUCCGACCGGAUCAAGGUGCGGGUCUGGGACGAGGACGACGACAUCAAGUCGCGGGUGAAGCAGAGGCUGAAGCGCGAGUCGGACGACUUCCUGGGGCAGACCAUCAUCGAGGUGCGGACGCUGAGCGGGGAGAUGGACGUCUGGUACAAUCUUGAGAAGAGAACAGAUAAAUCGGCUGUCUCGGGAGCCAUCCGGUUGCAGAUCAGCGUGGAGAUCAAGGGGGAGGAGAAGGUGGCACCGUAUCACGUCCAGUACACCUGCCUUCAUGAGAACCUCUUCCACCACCUCACGGACAUCCAGGGCAACGGCGGGGUCAAGAUUCCGGAGGCCAAAGGAGAUGACGCGUGGAAAGUGUAUUUUGAUGAAACGGCCCAGGAGAUCGUCGAUGAGUUUGCCAUGCGCUACGGCAUCGAGUCCAUCUACCAGGCCAUGACGCAUUUUGCGUGUCUCUCCUCCAAGUACAUGUGUCCCGGGGUGCCGGCUGUGAUGAGCACCCUGCUGGCCAACAUCAAUGCCUACUAUGCCCACACUACCGCCUCCACCAACGUCUCUGCCUCCGACCGCUUUGCCGCCUCCAACUUUGGUAAGGAGAGAUUUGUGAAACUGCUGGACCAGCUGCACAACUCCUUACGCAUUGACCUCUCCAUGUACCGGAACAACUUUCCAGCCAGCAGCCCAGAGAGGCUGCAGGAUCUGAAGUCCACCGUAGAUCUGCUGACCAGCAUCACUUUUUUCAGGAUGAAGGUCCAAGAGCUGCAGAGCCCACCCCGUGCCAGCCAGGUAGUGAAGGACUGCGUGAAGGCCUGCCUGAACUCCACCUACGAGUACAUCUUCAAUAACUGCCACGAGCUCUACAGCCGCGAGUAUCAGACUAAAAAGCAGGAUCUGCCACCAGAGGACCAAGGCCCCAGCAUCAAAAACCUGGAUUUCUGGCCCCAGCUCAUUACCUUGGUCGUGUCUAUCAUCGAGGAGGACAGGAAUUCGUACACCCCCGUCCUGAACCAAUUCCCACAGGAGCUGAGUGUGGGGAAGAUCAGCGCGGAGGUCAUGUGGGGCCUCUUUGCGCAGGACAUGAAAUACGCCAUGGAAGAGCACGAGAGGCACCGGUUGUGUCGGAGCGCUGACUACAUGAACCUGCACUUCAAGGUCAAGUGGCUGUACAACGAGUACGUGCACGACCUGCCCUCGGCCCAGACCCGCGUGCCUGACUAUCCCACGUGGUUUGAGCAGUUUGUGAUGCAGUGGCUGGAGGAGAAUGAGGAGGUGGCCCUGGAGUUCCUGCAUGGCGCGCUGGAGAGAGACAAGAAGGAUGGGUUCCAGCAGACGUCCGAGCACGCCCUCUUCUCCUGCUCGGUGGUGGACGUCUUCACUCAGCUCAACCAGAGCUUUGAGAUCAUCAAGAAGCUGGAGUGUCCCGACCCAGCCAUCGUCUCCCGUUACAUGAGGCGAUUUGCCAAGACCAUCGGGAAGGUGCUGAUUCAGUAUGCGGAUAUCCUGACGGCGACAUUCCAGUCCUACUGCUCCAAGGAGAAGCUGCCCUGCAUCCUGAUGAACAAUAUCCAACAACUGCGGGUGCAGCUCGAGAAGAUGUUUGAGGCCAUGGGGGCGAAGGAGCUGGACGCUGAGGCGGGAGACAACCUCAAAGAGCUGCAGGUGAAGCUCAACACGGUUCUGGAUGAACUCAGCACGGUGUUUGGGAACAGCUUCCAGGCCCGGAUUGACGAAUGCGUCCGACAGAUGGCUGACAUCUUGGGCCAGGUCAAGGGGACGGGGAACGUUGCCGCCGGUUCUAGGAACACGGUCGCUCAAGAUGCGGACAACGUGCUGCGACCGCUCAUGGACUUCUUGGACGGCAAUCUCACUCUCUUCGCCGCCGUGUGUGAGAAGACGGUGCUGAAGCGCGUCCUGAAGGAGCUGUGGCGUGUGGUGAUGGACACCAUGGAGAAGAUGAUUGUUCUGCCUCCCCUCUCUGACCAGACGGGCACCCAACUGAUUUUCUCAGCUGCCAAGGAGUUGGGCCAUCUCUCCAAGCUCAAGGAUCACAUGGUACGGGAGGAGACUCGGAGCCUGACCCCAAAGCAGUGUGCUGUCCUGGAUCUCGCCCUGGACACCAUCAAGCAAUACUUCCACGCCGGCGGCAAUGGCCUGAAGAAAACCUUCUUGGAGAAGAGCCCCAACCUGCAGUCCCUUCGCUACGCUCUGUCCCUCUACACCCAGACCACCGACACGCUCAUCAAGACCUUCGUGCAGUCCCAGACCGCCCAGGUGCACGAUGGGAAGGGUAUUAGGUUUAAUGUCAGUGAAGACGUGCACCCGGAGAAGGGGUCCGGAGUGGAGGACCCUGUGGGAGAAGUGUCCAUCCAGGUCGAUCUCUUCACUCAUCCAGGCACGGGGGAGCACAAGGUCACCGUGAAAGUGGUGGCCGCCAAUGAUCUCAAGUGGCAGACGACGGGCAUGUUCCGGCCCUUCGUGGAAGUGACCAUGAUCGGGCCGCACCAGGGCGACAAGAAACGCAAGUUCACGACCAAGUCCAAGAGCAACACCUGGGCCCCCAAAUACAACGAGACUUUCCACUUCAUCCUGGGAAACGAGGACGGACCAGAUGCCUACGAGCUCCAGGUGUGCGUCAAGGACUACUGUUUCGCCCGGGAAGACCGCGUGCUGGGGCUGGCCGUGAUGCAGCUGAGGGAGAUGGCGGACAAGGGCAGCUGUGCCUGCUGGUGCCCGCUGGGCCGCCGCAUCCACAUGGAUGAGACUGGCCUGACGGUGCUGCGCAUCCUGUCGCAGAGAACCAACGACGAGGUGGCCAGGGAGUUUGUCAAGCUCAAGUCGGACUCCCGCUCUGCGGAGGAGGGGAGCUGAGGGGAGGCCUCCCCUAACCCCCCGGCCCCCCGGGCCACCGCCGGCUCAGCACUCUCCGGAAGGGCAGAACGCGGGCAGUUCGGCUGCCACCUACGUCCCUUUUCUAGGUGGGCGGGGGUGGGGCACCAGCCAACCCGAUGAGAGUCAUUUGCCGGGCUGCCGGAGUUGGCGAAAUCUCUAACCCUUACCUGUGGUCGUGGUGCGGAAACUCCACAGGGCUUGGACCAGGCUCCGUGUAUACACAUCCGCGCUCCAACACACACUCACUGACC